CGAGAACGUUUGAGCAGAAACUGACAAAGAGAAUUCAGAGAAAAGAGGUGGAAAGACUCUGCCUUCGCCUUCCUGCAGGCGUCGAUCUCUUGUUCGGCUCCAUGUCUGCGAUGUUUCUCGCCAUAUUUUGAGUUGUUCCUCUCUCUCACGAUAGAAAGUUGGAGAGAAAAGCAGUUGAAAGACAAAAGAAGGGAGGACAGAAACAAACACAGCUUCGGCACAAGGAGUCUCCUCUCUUCUCUCCCUUCUCCCUCUGUCUUCUUCCCGUGUCUUCAUUCCGUCUCUUCUUUGUCUUCUUCCUUCGUCUUCUUCCUUGGUAAUCUUCAGUCUCUUUUUCCUUCUUUCCCCAUGUUUUGCUUCUCUUUUCUCUCCCCUCCCCUUCGCUCUUCGUUGCGAUUUCUUCUUUCAUUCGUAGAGAGAGAAAAAGGUUUGUAUCUGUCAUCCGCCUCCAUCCCGCAUGGAGCGCGACUGCCCGCUCUCGGCACCCAGGGCUCUCUGGGAGCGAGCUGAGACAAUUUCGUCUUCAUCUCCUUCCCCAUCCUCUUCCGUCUCUCCAUCUCCUUCCCCAUCCUCUUCCGUCUCUCCAUCUCCUUCCUCAUCCUCUUCCGUCUCUCCAUCUCCUUCCCUGUCAUCCUCUCUUCGAUCGUCGCCCCCUUCGUCCUCUCAUUUCUCUUCGGCGUCUUCCUCUUCUUCACAAGUCAUGUCGUCUUCCAUUUGUCUUUCUCGUUCGUUAGUGUGUGUUUCUUCUUCGUCAGAUUUGACGCGUUCCUCGUCUGGUUCCUUGUCUUGUUCGUCACAGAUUCGUUCUUUCCUUCCUUCCCCAUACUGUCGGCCUUCCGCCUGUUGCGCUGAGUCUUCUUCUGCAGUUUCUUCGUCUGUGUCUGUCUCGCUUUCUUCCUCUACCUCGUCGGUCACCUCUGUGUAUCCUGCUGGUCGCGCAAUCAAGAGGCGAACGGCUGCUGAAGUUGUCUCCUCGUUUUCGCGGGUGCUUCUCUGUUCUGUUCUCCUCGUUUCUCUGUCGCCAUUCUUUGUCGGAGCCUCGCCUGUUCGUUCUUCGCGGGCGGUCCGGCGCGCAUCUCCGGUGGCUGCGCCGUCAUUUUUUUCGCCGACCGGUUUUGUUUGUUCUCGACCUUCUGCCUUCCUCUCUGCAGCGUCCUCUCUUGCGAGAGAUUCUGUCGCGCCUUGCCUGUCCUUUUCGCCAGCCUCACUCGUGUCUGGCUGCUUUCCCUCGCCUCUCUGUGUCGUUUCGUCCUUCCUCGAAAAGCGUUCUUCUCCGCCUUCUUCAAGCUGCGCCGCCGGCCCUCUGCGGUCCACUGCGGCGCCCCCGCUGCUCGCCGCACCGCUGGCCCUCGUCACCUGGCCAGGUCAGUGUCCAUCCGCCGGCGAGACGCGGCCGGCGGCGCGGCCAAGGAACUUCGCCUUCUCGCUCAUCGACUCUUUGCUUGCUUCGGCAACUGCCGCGCGGCGCUGGGCGGCGAAGCCUUCUGGACUCCAGAUCUCCCUCGAAACCGAGAAACGCGAAGAACCGGGAAGCGAGAAGGCACUCGAGAGUCAGGAUCGAGGAGACGCGGGAGACAGAAGCACCCGCCAGAAGCAAGAGAAACGGAGAAACAGGAAGCGGCGAAAAGACUCUCCAGAGGAAGUAGAUGAGAAGGAAGAGGACGGAACAAGGAACACCAAGGACGAGAAGAAGAAGAAAGAAGACGCGAAAGAAGACGAGAAAGAAGGGCAGAAAGAAGAGAAGGAAGCGGAAGGUGAAGAAGGAGAGAAGGAAGCAGAGGAGAAUGAGAAACGUCUUCGUCUUUCGAAGGCACUGAAAAACGUCCUUUUCGAUGAAAGUCUCGACCUGGACGCACUGGCAAAUGCAGCAGAGGACGGUCAACGGGCUCACCAGGCUUGGGAAGUUGAUUACAAAGACUUAGAUCCAUCGGGACCUUUCCAGCAGGAGUUCCUGAAGGCACACUACCGGCGGGGCUUUCGCCUGCACGAGGCCGACUGCGGAAGCGAGGGCUUCCAGGUGGCGUCCCUCACUGCGAGAAUAAAUUACCUCACUCAACAUAUGGUCCGCCACCGAAAGGAUCUUUCUUGCGUCCGCGGACUCAGAGCCCUCGUCGUUCGAAGACGAAAGCAUUUGCAGUAUCUCGCGCGGAAGAAACCUGAGACAUACCUUCGCGUUCUGCGUGCUCUCAACCUCAAACCUGUUGUCGUUCCAGGGAGUGCAGCGAAGUUCGACAAGAGACUGCAAUACGCAUGUUUCACCUCUGUCAAACGAGGUCCGAAGCUAAAGGCUCGAAAAGAGCGAGAACGACGCCUCGCGUCGGCGGCGCUGGAGCAGAGACAGCGGAGAAGGGAUGCGGCCGCCUCAGAAGUCACGCGCGCCUUCGCAGCUUCGCUGAAGGUCGUCCGAUCGCAUGCAGCGCUCCUGGAACACACAGGCGCGGCUCCAGACCCUUCCGAGGAUGGCACAGAAGGCAGAGCUGGAGAGCGACAUGACUGAAAAAAGGAGAGAAGGAGAGGCGGAAGAGGAGACAGAGGAGAACAAGGAGAGACAAAAGGGCACAAGGAGGAGAGACAUAAGAGAAGAAGCGAGAGAGAUAGAAGAGAGGAGAGACCUCCGCAAAAUGUUUAGGGAGAAUUU
Molecule: messenger RNA, 2638 nt
Organism: Toxoplasma gondii ME49
Lineage: Eukaryota; Apicomplexa; Conoidasida; Eucoccidiorida; Sarcocystidae
Gene: RPS15
Product: ribosomal protein RPS15
Exons: 5
Coding region: 458-2497 (679 amino acids)
Biological process (GO): translation
Cellular component (GO): ribosome
Molecular function (GO): structural constituent of ribosome
Source: RefSeq, a predicted model, not a curated record